CGAGCGCAAGAAGAGGAUGCGAGAGCUAGGGGCCGAAUGGAAAGACCGCCCAGAUGAUCUGAUUCAGUGGAUCCUCGAGUCCGCCGGAGACGGAGAGGCCAGUUCGGAGGAAGAAUUGAUUGCUAGGCUGCUGUUUUUGAACUUUGCUUCCAUACAUACUACUACUGCUGUAAGAUAUGAUACCUCCUCCCUCCCCUUCGGACAAAUAUUACGACAGGAGGGGGAAGCUGAUCAGAGUAUGGGUGGGGAUAAAGGCAGUAGUCCACGCCCUCUACGACCUCGCUGCAAACCCUGAACUUCAAGCACCCCUUCUUGCUGAAGUCACGGAAAUCCUAAGCAAAAGCGGCAUGUCCAAGCAAUCGCUCACAAAGAUGAAGAAAUUAGACAGCGUAAUCCGUGAGAGCCAACGGCUAAACACCACAUCAACAAGUUCUCUCUCCUUUCCCCUUCUGCCCUCACAAACAAUCACUCGCUAAUAAUCCCGGCACCUAGUAUCAAUGAUGCGCAAGGCCCUGGUCCCCUACACCUUCUCCGAUGGCACCCACCUACCAAUUGGGACCUGGGUGGUAGCGCCCGCAGCCGCAAUCCAUCAAUCAGCCUCCAUCCCAAACCCCACUGUCUUCGACGGCUUCCGUUGGGAGCGUAUGGGGGCGGAAGACGAGGCCUCCGGCAAAGCGGGCAAGCAUGCUGCGGUCGCCACAUCCUUCGAAAAUCUGAUCUUCGGGCACGGAAAGCAUGCAUGCCCCGGACGCUUCUUUGCUAUGCAGGAGUUGAAGAUUUUGUUGAGUCAUGUGGUUGAGCGUUUUGAGCUUCGUUUAGGAGGGGCAGGGGGCAGGCCGAGGAAUAGAUUUUUAGGCGUUUCUUGUUUAGCGGACCGGGAGGGCGUGGUGGAGUUUAGGAUGAGGUAG
Messenger RNA from Tuber aestivum (summer truffle), 908 nucleotides. The record is from the annotation of a GenBank genome assembly. Lineage: Eukaryota; Fungi; Ascomycota; Pezizomycetes; Pezizales; Tuberaceae.